This is a messenger RNA of Xyrichtys novacula (pearly razorfish), 7581 nucleotides long. The record is from the annotation of a GenBank genome assembly. Lineage: Eukaryota; Metazoa; Chordata; Actinopteri; Labriformes; Labridae.
AUGCCAUCAAAAAUCAUUGAAACUGAAGUUCAAGCCAUGGAUGAAGAUGUGGACACUGUUGUUGAGGCUAAACCCAACAAGGUGAGUGGAAAGGGUCGUGUCGAGGUCCGUGUCUCCCUCGAAAAUACGAAAAAAUCCGCGGAGCUCGUGCGACGUCCUUCCUCGGCAGCUCCGUGUUUGACAACAUGUGGCUGAGCGUGCUAACCUGAAACCUCGGCUAACAAGCUAAAUAUUAGUGUGACACCAUUUCCACGGCGACACUGGCGGUAUUUCUGCUUUUUUACAUGAUGUGUUCAACAUCGGUCCGUGUUGAUUAAAGAAACAAUGAUCUGUUGAAGUAAUACACUGUGAAGCUAGCCAGUUAGCCUAGCUUGGUGAUCACAUGGGAUGCCCAUGUGUUCGUGUGAGUGGAUCUGUACAUGCGGCGUGACAACGUGGAGGCCUUUUAAAGUUGCUGCUCCCAGCUGUGCGUGUCUGCGCUGCUGUGGGCGAGGCCUGAUGACGGGGUUUGCAGCGGAGUAGUCGACGAACAAAACAAUUAAAACAUGUCAAUGUAAAGUACAGAUCUUCAAGUUGAUUCGUAAUAUAUUUCAAUAAACAUCCGAAAACAGUAAGGAGAAGGCAAAGUGUGACUACUGAGAAGUAUGUCCGUUAAAGAUGAAAUGUUGAUUUAGAGCUCUACAACAUUUACGGACAUGAAUGAAACUUAAUGUUAGCACGAUAAAUGUAUUUACGGGUUUAUAAACAAGUAUUUCAUCUGAUUGACAUGAUAGCACCAAUUUUAAAAUAGUAAAUAAUGAAUGUUUUCAGGAGAUUUACUGAAAAGGUGCCGAUAUUAAUUUUCAAUAAAAAGCUUUGCUAAUGAUAUUUACUGACAUGUUAACAAAAGGUCUGCUUCGCGCAGAAACAAUCAUGUGCUGAAUUGAAUCAAUCAUGAAUCUGAAGCAGUGCCACACGGCAGAGCACACGCGAUGCAAAAGGUUACGAACCCCAAGUGGAGAAAGGAGCCCAUGAACCUGAAGCCUGUGCAGGCGUUGAAACGCUUUCUUUUGCGCAACCCCUUUUGACCAAACGUCUAAGAGACACAAAGACCAUUUAAUUUUCAUUUAAGAGUAACAGGGAACAUUUAAGAUUGACAAGUGAUUAUUUUGUAUCGUGAUAUAUCGAUAUAUCGAUAUCGAGUGAUGUGAAAAAAAAAUAUAUGGUAUGAUAAACUUUUUCCCAUAUCGCCUAGCCCUACUGAGAAAAUAACAGUAAACAACAAAUCGAAGGAGCAAAGAUACUGUAUUUUUCUCCUUGGUGAAACAUUUUCAUUUUUCGUUUAACUUUUUUUUUUUUUCCUUGAUAUCGAUAAAUAUCUAGAUCAAGGAGGGCAAGAAGCUGAAGAAGAAGAAGCAGGUGGAGGACCAGGUUGAGCAGGAGGACCCAGACUGUGAGCCUCCUGCACCAAAGAAGAAAAAGAAAAAAGACAAGCUGGCUUUGGACCAAACAAGUGACCUGACAGAAGAGACUACAGACAUGAAUGGAAACACAAAUGGUGUUGAAACACCAAAGAAGAAGAAGAUAAAAAAGAGCACUGAAGAAGACACAGAGGUAAGUGCUAUGUUAAUACAUAGUUAGAUAACAAGCUUUGAUUUCUUUUUUUAAUAAAGCCGCAAAGUGGAACAUAUUUGGUCUAAACCAGUAGAUAGUAAAAAAGCCAGAAAGAUGAAAAUCUGAAUUGUGCAUAAAACACAAGUUACGUUUUUCUUUAUGCACCAUUUUACACAAGAAACAUUGAAUGAUGUCUCUGCUCUUAUGUUUGGUUCAGAAAAAAAAGAAACAAAAGAAAGCAACUGCAGAGGAACCAACUGCAGAGGAACCAACUGCUGAGGAACCAAUCAAUGGACAUUCCACCCAAAGCACUCCCGCUCCAACGCCGUCCCAGUCCAGCGAAGACUCGGCCAGUGACAGCGAGAAAGAAACGGUAUGACGUAUAACCUAAUAGUGGGAGUUUUUAACCACACAGGAGAAUCUUAAUUUGUAGGAGUCAUAUUUUGCUUCUACAACAGUGAUUUAACUCGGAUUAUUGCAUAAAUUGGUUGCAACCUGCCUUAGGAAAACAGGGAAGUAAAGGCACAAUAGUGUGGUUAGAAAGACUGCUCAAGGAAAGCCUGUCCAGGUUUACAGACGGCUCACAGAGGAUUGUGGAAUUCAGUAUAAAUGAAGUCACACUUAAGAUUGGAGCAUAGAUUUGAAAGUAUCUGACAUUAUGAAAGUCAGCUGUAGGGUAAGUGAACACUGAAAAAGACUGACUGUGUUGGUUUGUUUAGGAGCUGACGCCAGAGCAGAAGGAAGGGGCCUUCUCCAACUUUCGCAUCUCACAAGUCACCAUCGAUAAACUCAAAGGUAACGCUGUAUUUGCAUUUGUGUGCGUAAGCCUUGUGUAUGUACAGAAUUAGACAUGUUUUUCAGUCCUCACAAACAGAACAUUUGUCUGUAAAUGUGGUGAUCAGAUCUGCAUUGAUGUUCGAUCUGACUCUUCUGUAGAGAAAGUUGGCUUUAUAGAGCGAACAGGGCUGCAGAGCUGCUGAGGUGUGCUUGAUAAUAAACUACUGUUGAUCCCCCACCUUCCCCCUCGCUAUAUCUGUUAACUUUCUCCCCCAUUGCACUUUCUGCCUCUUCUUCAGCUCGGGGAGUCUCUUACCUGUUUGACAUUCAGGUGAAGACAUUCAAUCCUGUGUAUGAUGGAGAAGAUGUAAUUGCCCAAGCCCGAACAGGGACCGGAAAGACUUUCUCCUUUGCGAUUCCCUUGGUGGAAAAGCUUCAGAGGGAAGGGGAAGCACCUGUCAGAGGCCGCGCACCUAAGGUACACACACGCACACUUCAACACCCAUUAGUGAAGUUGUUCACGAUACAGAUUUUGCUUCCAUUAAACCUCCCCCACAUUUACAGAGGAGCCUAUGUUGUCCGUAUUUUUGUAUUGUGGAUACAGACCAAGCGUUGCAGCACCACUAAAUCCGGUUAUUGAUCUGGUUAUGGAUUACAAUCACUCUAUCAGAAAGAUAAAAAGUGAAGACACAACCACACAGACAGAAGAGCGUGACAAACAGCUCAUGUAGGCGUUUGCUGUGUUGUAGUUUCUGGUACAGCAGUGAGACUGAUACCUUUGAUAUCACUAUUUCACUCCCCAUUGCAGAUAAGUAGAGUCAGUCCCACUACCAGGAGCAGAGUAUGUUUGUGUAUGACUGAGUCUUUUUCUUUUCUGCCUGAAGGUCCUGGUGUUGACUCCAACCAGAGAGUUAGCUAUCCAGGUGGCCAAAGACUUCAGAGACAUCUGCAAGAAACUGUCCCUGGCCUGUUUCUAUGGAGGCAGCUCAUACAACCCGCAGCGUAAGUCUCAUUCACAACCGAACUCCCCCCCACCCCCAAAAAAAAUAAUAAUAAUGAUGAAUUGAUAGUUCUGUUUUUUUUUGUUUUUGUUUUUUUUUAAAGAAAUGCCUAAAAAACAAUGACAGAACUUUUUGAACCCGGGCCUAUUUUUCAUUUUUCACACAUUUAAAGCGAUUGUAAAUGACAGCUCUCUUCGCUCAUUUCCAGUCGAUGCUAUCCGUAAUGGAAUUGACAUUUUGGUUGGGACCCCCGGCCGCAUCAAAGACCACAUCCAGAACCACAAACUGGACCUCACCAAACUGAAACAUGUUGUCCUGGAUGAGGUGGAUCAGAUGUUGGACAUGGGAUUUGCAGAGCAGGUUGAAGAGAUUUUGGCUUCAUCAUACAGCAAAGGUAAAGAAAAUAAACGUGUGUGUUGUAGUUUUUGAAGAAGUCUUCUUAGACAGUCUUUAAAGCACAACCAAAUCAUGUCGAGUCAAACAAGUAAAAAAAUUUUAAAAAGUCCAUCUGAAGUAAUGUGUGCUCAUUUGUAUAAAUCUGUGUGCUCCCUUCUAGACUCUGACACCAACCCUCAGACUCUUCUGUUUUCGGCCACCUGCCCCCCUUGGGUCUAUGAGGUGGCUAAGAAGUACAUGAGACCAGAGUGCAAACAUGUUGACCUGAUCGGCAAGAAAACAAAGAAAACUGCAACGACUGUGGAAGUAAGUGUGUCUGUGUGUUUUUCUGUGACUGGGACAGAGCUGAAGGAGACUGCAGGGGCAGCCAGAGCAUGUUAGACUGUCAAACCUGCGGACUUUUAGCCACAUUAGAAAAGAGUCAUCGUUUUUCGACUGCUGGAUUGUUAAGAAUGUCUCUUCAGUCCUUGGGUCCCUCUCUUUAUCUUCUGUCCUACCUCCUGUCUCCUCUGUAGCACUUAGCCAUUACGUGCCACUGGUCUCAGCGUGGAGCCGUGAUAGGCGAUGUGAUCCAGGUUUACAGCGGCAGCCACGGCAGAACAAUCGUGUUCUGUGAGACGAAGAAAGAGGCCAACGAACUGUCCAUGAACACAUCCAUCAAACAGGUAAACAUCUCCACAUGCUUCCUGAAAAAACCUCAACUAAUGAGAGAUUUUGAAAGCCUUGUAACAGCACUGGAAGGAUUUAAGAGCUGAUUCUGAUGUUAAGAAGGGAUUUUGAAAAACUUAUGUUUAAAAAAAAAAACAAAAAAAAAAGUGUGAAUUCUCCAGUGUUUAUUUUGUUUGCCUGUUUUCAGAGUUCCCAGUCCUUGCAUGGCGACAUUCCCCAGAAACAGAGAGAGAUGACCCUGAAAGGUUUCAGAAAUGGGCUUUUUGAGGUUCUGGUGGCCACCAAUGUUGCAGCCCGUGGGUUAGACAUCCCAGAAGUGGAUCUUGUGAUCCAGUGUUCUCCGCCCAAGGUGUGUUUGUGACCAGUUGUAAAUCUAAGCAGAGUUACUUUUGCAUUUUAUUUUUGCAUUUAUCUGAAGUAUCGGUCUUUGUUGUGCAGGCUUUGUGGCUUUUAUUCAGGGAGUCAGGUCCAAUCUUUACAUUACACUGUAUUUGAGAACUUGUGAAUGUGAGAACAGCUGAUUGACACUAGUUGAUGAAGAAAGAUGAAAUGAUGCUAAAGAGACAUGUUAUCAUAAAUGUGGCUAAAAAGUGUCCUCCUCUGUGGUCUGGUUCAGGAUGUGGAGUCCUACAUCCAUCGCUCAGGACGUACAGGCCGAGCAGGCAGGACAGGAGUCUGCAUCUGCUUCUACCAGAGGAAAGAAGAGGAUCAGCUGCGCUACGUAGAAAACAAAGCAGUAAGUGUCUUUUCAGGUUCGGUGAAAUUAUAAGAGGAAGCGAACGGCGGCAACUAUGCUCAAACAAAAAAAACGGGCAAAGAUAAACUGGUGGAGGUGGAGAGGAUGAGGAAAGUUUUCAGAGAUGAAAUACAGCCUUUGUGAAUGUACUUCAAGUAUUUCUGUGAAGUGUUAAUCUUAAAACAUGUAUGUGGUGUCGCUGCAGGGUAUCACUUUCAGAAGAGUUGGCGUUCCCACUGCCAAUGAUAUCAUCAAAUCAUCCAGCAAAGACGCUGUCAGGUGGGUCAUUCUGGAGCAUGAGAGCUGAGCAAAACAGAAAACUACCAAUUUUUUAAAACACUAUUUGAACUAUUAGACACUGCAACAUGACCUGGUUAGUCUUACAUUGCUAUUAAAGUAAUUCAAGCCCCCUUCAGACAUGCACAAAGUUCUUGGAAAUUUCCCAAAGUUACUCUGGUGAGCUGCACAGACACAGCUGAGUUUGCGGCUCGAAUCAGUAACAGGGGUGGUUGGUUUAUUGUAUUUAUUCAUGUUUUCAGGAUAUAAACAGGGAUACUCUAGCUGUAAGAAUAGGCAGCAUGUGUCAGUAUACACAUAUUUAAGUUUUAUUUGAGACUUUAGGAGAAGUGUAUGCAUCAACAUUCCCCCUAUCAAAUGAUGCGUUCAGUACAGAAUCGCUUGAUAUCACACUGCGACUCUCCUUAUUUGUACUGUGAGAGAUGUAGGAGUGUGAUUUGAUGCUCUACUGCACAGUCUGUCAUUAAGGUUUACAGAGAAGCUUACUUCCAUAGACUGAUGUCCUCUAUCAAAUAGUACUCCCACAGGUGACAAGCUCAACAAAUGCCGAGAGCCACUUAGUAGCGCGUAUCAAUUUUGCACAAUCCACCAUUUUAAAGCCAGAAACAAUACACUUUAUUGACAAUAGUACAGCAAUGAAUUUACAGGCAGGCACAUACUCCAAGGAGGAGUUUGAGAGGGAAACCAAAACAAAGCGAAUAAGAUUUAAAGUAGAUAAAACUUCUGGAACUAGAGCUGCGGCCUCAGCAGGCCUCUGACCUUCAGACAUCAUUCCAGUACCAGUCCAUGAAACAAAUGAGGGACAAGUUUGUAAAGAUUAAUCUCUUUAUGGUGUCCAGGUUUCUCGACUCCGUUCCGGUCACAGCGAUCGGGUACUUCAGAGCGUCAGCUGAGAAGCUGAUUGAAGAAAGAGGAGCAGUGGACUCUCUGGCUGCUGCCCUGGCACACAUUUGUGGAGCGACAAGCCUGGAGCAGAGGUCGCUGCUCACCUCAGAUUCUGUGAGUUUGAUUGAGAUAUGAUUUGAUCGACUGUUUUUGUCAGAAGCUUACACCAGUAUUCUUAAAACCAUCGACUGUGUGUGAUGUGGUCCCAUUCAGAAUUCAAACAUGCUGGACCCCAUCAAAGUCUUGCACAGCCCUAAUUUAACCUGACUCAUUGUUUCUGCUGUUUGUUUGUUUUUUCAGGGUUACACGACGAUGCAGAUGGAGUGUUCUCAGGAGAUGCAUAAUCUGGGAUACGCUUGGAAAACUAUCAAAGAGCAGCUUGGAGAACAGUUUGAGAACCACAUUCACAGGAUGACCUUCCUCAAAGGAAAAACAGUAUGUACACACUAAUGACUUAACGACAGUGUUUUCUGUUUUUCAUUUUCAAAUCACUUUCUCUUUUGUUUGUGUGACCAUGGGUGGUUUUCCUUUCAUCUCAAGGUUCAAAAUCGGGUUUAAGGGGUAUAAACUAUAAAAGGCAUGGUUAGGCUGCAAACGGCUCUGUUCAAACAAAAGCAAGUUAAUGUGUCAGAUGUUCUCUGUUCGUGUGACCAUGCCUGUUGCAUCCCUCAGUCUGAUAGCCCAACUUGAAGUAGCUGACUCAGAUCAAGACAGAAACACUCAUCAGUUCCUGUUUUGUGUUUUUACAGGGGGUUUGUUUUGACGUCCCAGUUGACAAAGUGAAGGAGAUUCAGGUGAGCAUACCAGGGAAAAAAAAUAAACCUCUUCAUCAUGUACAGAAUCUGUAUUAAGCUUUUCAUGAUCAAAGCGUCUGUAAAACUCCGAGUCAAACAUUAGCAUUGUGAAAGGUUUCUUCUCAACGUUGAUCAAUCCCUCUAUCUCUUCCCUUCAAACUUGACCCAUUAACAGGACAACUGGAAGGACGGUCGCCGUUGGCAGCUGACCGUAGCUACAGAGCUACCUGAGCUGGAGGAGAAGCAAUUCAGUAACCGUGGUGACAGAGGCUCUGGCGGGGGAAACAGAAGAGGAGGGUUCAGAGGAGGAAGGGGCCGAAAUUUCGGAGGAAAUGGUGGCCGCGGUAAUGGCGGCAGGUAUGGUGGCGGUGGCCGCAACAACAACAGCAGCAGAGGAGGACACAAACGCAGCUUCAGCCAGGCGUUUAAUUAG